Molecule: messenger RNA, 4382 nt
Organism: Manihot esculenta (cassava)
Lineage: Eukaryota; Viridiplantae; Streptophyta; Magnoliopsida; Malpighiales; Euphorbiaceae
Product: ribosome biogenesis protein BMS1 homolog
Exons: 19
Coding region: 262-3876 (1204 amino acids)
Biological process (GO): endonucleolytic cleavage of tricistronic rRNA transcript (SSU-rRNA, 5.8S rRNA, LSU-rRNA); ribosome biogenesis; maturation of SSU-rRNA from tricistronic rRNA transcript (SSU-rRNA, 5.8S rRNA, LSU-rRNA)
Cellular component (GO): nucleus; 90S preribosome
Molecular function (GO): GTP binding; GTPase activity; U3 snoRNA binding
Source: RefSeq, a predicted model, not a curated record
CGUAUUUAGAAUUACAGGAGAAUAAAACUAACCUAAAGUCGCAAAUUCUCGUUCGCUUGCCGUGGGCGCUGCUGCUGCUCCUCCUCAGUCACGCUGCUCCAGUUUCGCUGCUACUGCUUGUCUCUUGCCGCCGUUGCUUUCUCUCGACACUGCUCUUGCCUCGCCGCUGCUGCUCCUCCUCCUCGUUCGCCGCUGCUUACGUCUCCCACGGUCACAACGCAGGCUACAUUAGUGGUUUCUUUUCUUUGUUGAGCUGCUACUAUGGCCGAAGAUGGUGGUAGCAAGGACCAGGAGCAUAAGGCUCAUCGGUCUCGUCAAGCAGGUCCAAAGAAGAAGGCCAAAUCUGAUAAGAAGAAGCUCUCAACCGAGGAAAAGAAGCAAAACCCUAAGGCAUUUGCUUUUACUUCUACUGUGAAAGCUAAGCGGUUGCAGUCACGAGCUGUAGAAAAGGAGCAGCGCAGGCUUCAUGUGCCAACUAUUGAUAGGGCUUAUGGUGAACCACCUCCAUUUGUUGUUCUUGUUCAUGGACCGCCCCAGGUUGGCAAGUCUCUAUUGAUAAAAGGUCUUAUGAAGCAUUAUACGAAGCAAAAUUUACCUGAGGUUCGAGGCCCCAUUACCGUAGUCUCAGGUAAGCAAAGGAGGGUUCAGUUUGUGGAGUGUCCAAAUGACAUCAAUGGCAUGAUUGAUGCUGCUAAAUUUGCAGAUCUAGCUUUGCUGUUGAUAGAUGGAAGCUAUGGCUUUGAAAUGGAGACUUUUGAAUUUCUUAAUAUUUUGCAAGUUCAUGGAUUCCCAAAGGUCAUGGGAGUCCUUACUCACCUUGAUAAAUUCAAGGAUGUGAAGAAACUUAAGAAAACAAAGCAGAGGCUCAAGCAUCGUUUCUGGACAGAAAUAUAUGAUGGGGCAAAAUUGUUCUAUUUAUCUGGUCUUAAUAAUGGGAAGUACUCUACGACCGAGAUUAAAAAUCUUGCUCGCUUUAUUUCUGUUAUGAAGUUUCAUCCAUUAUCUUGGCGAACUUCUCACCCAUAUGUUUUAGUAGAUCGCUUUGAAGAUGUGACUCCUCCUGAAAGAGUGCAUAUGAACAAUAAAUGUGAUAGGAAUGUCACUCUUUAUGGUUAUUUACGGGGUUGUAACUUGAAGAAGGGGACUAAGGUGCAUAUUGCUGGUGUUGGUGAUUACAGUUUGGCUGGUGUAACAGCCUUGGCUGACCCUUGUCCUUUACCAUCAGCUGCCAAAAAGAAGGGAUUGAGAGACAAGGAAAAACUAUUUUAUGCACCCAUGUCUGGGCUUGGGGAUCUGCUGUAUGACAAGGAUGCUGUGUAUAUAAACAUAAAUGACCACUUUGUUCAAUUCUCUAAAGUUGAUGAUGAAAAUGGGGGAACAAAACGCAAAGGAAAGGACCAAGAUGUAGGUGAGGUUUUGGUUAAAUCACUGCAGAACACAAAGUAUUCAAUUGAUGAGAAAUUGGAGAAUAGCUUUAUUACCCUUUUCAGCAGGAAUCCUCCUGUUGCAUCUGAUACUCAGACUUAUGUAAGUGAUAGUAAUGAAGAGCAGAGAGAUGAUACAAAGCCUUUUGAGCUGAAUGAGCUUGAGAAUCAAAUUGAACCUGAUCGGUCUGGAGAAGAAAGUGAUACUGAAUAUUCGGAAGGUUCAGAGUCUUUUGAUGAAGAUGAAUUUACUCAAAGAGAUGCUAUGAUAAAUGGGGAAGAUGGAGAUUCUGAUGGAGGGAAUGUUAAUGCAUCAAACCAUCAAACUAGCCUCAAAGACCGGUUGAAGGAACAAGUGGAGUUUCAUGAUGGGAGAUUGAGAAGAAAAGCUACGUUUGGGGAUGACAUGGAUGAUCAGGAUCUGAUGGCCUCUGAUGAUGGGAGUGAAGAUGAUGAUGAGGAUAAUCAAUAUUCUGAUUCAGAUGUUUCAGAGGAGGAUGGAGUGGAUGAAGGAACAGAUGAAGAUGGCCUGGGCAAUGUAUCAAAGUGGAAAGAGUCAUUGGUUGAGCGGACUACCUUGAGAAAAAAUAUUAAUCUCAUGCAACUUGUGUAUGGGACUUCUGCACCAAAUGCUGCCAUUAUUGAAAAGCAGGACAGUAUUGAUGAUGAGGAAAGUGAUGGAGACGACUUUUUUAAGCUGAAAGGCGAAGGGAAUAAGAAAUUGAAAGAGGGAUCGGAUGGUAUAAACAUCAACACUGAGGAUUGCUCCAAAUUUACAAAGUAUGCUGGUCGUAAAAACUGGAAGGAGGAAGAGAUUUAUGAAAGUAUUCGUGAUCGUUUUGUCACGGGUGACUGGUCAAAAGCUGCCCAAAGAAAUCAAUCCUCUGUGACAAACACUGAAGAAGAAGAUGAUAUCUAUGGUGACUUUGAAGAUUUGGAAACGGGUGAGAGAUAUGAAUCUGGCAGUCAGCCUGUUGAGAAUGAAGAGGAUCAUGCAGCAGAGGAACGGCGACUGAAAAAGCUGGCACUUCGUGCCAAAUUUGAUGCUCAGUAUGAUGGAUCUGAACCACCUGAGGAGGUUGAUGAGAAACAAGGAGCCAAGUUUCAUCGGGACCAAGUCAAUGAAAGUGGAUUUUUUGACAAGUUGAAGGAGGAGAUUGAACUCCGUAAACAAAGGAAUAUUGCUGAACUCAAUGACCUUGAUGAGGAAACUAGAUUAGACAUUGAGGGCUUCCAAACAGGGACCUAUCUAAGAUUAGAGGUUCAUGAUGUUCCUUUUGAGAUGGUUGAACAUUUUGAUCCAUGCCACCCAAUUCUGGUUGGAGGAAUUGGUUUUGCCGAAGAGAAUGUUGGAUAUAUGCAGGCAAGGUUAAAACGGCACAGAUGGCAUAGGAAGGUUUUGAAGACCAGAGAUCCUAUAAUUGUGUCUAUUGGUUGGAGGCGUUACCAAACUACACCUGUCUAUGCAAUUGAAGAUCGCAAUGGAAGGCAUCGCAUGCUCAAGUACACUCCAGAACACAUGCAUUGUCUUGCGAUGUUCUGGGGUCCUCUUGCCCCUCCCAACACAGGGGUAGUUGCUGUCCAGAAUUUAUCUAACGAUCAGGCAGCCUUUCGGAUAACUGCGACUGCAGUUGUACUUGAGUUCAAUCAUGCAGCAAAGAUAAUGAAGAAAGUCAAACUGGUUGGUUAUCCAUGUAAAAUAUUCAAGAAGACUGCAUUGAUCACAAAUAUGUUUACUUCAGAUCUUGAAGUAGCUCGGUUUGAAGGUGCUUCUGUUCGAACUGUCAGUGGAAUCCGGGGGCAGGUGAAAAAGGCUGCAAAAGAUGAGAUAGGUAACCAACCCAAAAAGAAGGGAGGGGCACCAAGAGAAGGAAUUGCCCGGUGCACGUUUGAGGACAGGAUUUUGAUGAGUGACAUUGUUUUUCUGCGUGCAUGGACUCAAGUUGAAGUACCUCAGUUCUAUAACCCAUUGACCACUUCAUUGCAACCUCGUGAUAAGACCUGGCAAGGAAUGAAAACAGUGGCUGAAUUAAGGAGAGAACACAAUCUUCCUGUUCCUAUUAACAAGGAUUCGCUGUACAAGCCUAUUGAAAGAAAGCCAAGGAAGUUCAACCCAUUAGUGCCACCCAAAUCAUUACAGGCAGCACUUCCAUUUGAAUCCAAACUAAAAGAUAUACCAAGUCGAAAACGGCCACGUCUUGAAAAUAGAAGAGCUGUUGUCAUGGAUGCUCGACAGAAAAGACUUCAUACUCUUGUUCAGCAAUUUCAUAUGAUUGGACAGGAGAAGAUGAAGAAGCGAAAGCUCAAGGAAGAGCAGAAGAGAAAAGAAUACGAAGCAGAGAAAGCCAAGGACGAGCAAUUGUCAAGAAAGCGCCAGAGAGAAGAACGACGGGAGAGAUAUCGUAUACAGGACAAAAAGAAUAAAAAAAUACGUAGAAAUUCAGAGGCCUAGUGGUAGCCGAUUAGAAUGGUUCUAUGAAUCGGCCAUUCAUUGGUACGGAGUUGCACACUUGAGAUCUCAAAAGGACUGAUUUUUAGUUCACUGCAUUAGGCAGUAUGACCAUUUUGUAUUGUAGGGUAAGAUCUGCCUUCCAAUAGGCCAAAGCUUCCAUGAGGAUCCACAUCACCUGUAUUUAGCUCAUCAUCCAACAUUUUUGAGCUGCUAUCCAUUUCUUGCCAGUAUUGAGACCUCGUUUAGACCGACUAUACAAAGAAAGAGUUGGUACAUAUUUAAUCAAAGUUUUGGAAGACUUAUAGUCUAAGCUGCUGCUGAAAGAGGCAAUUAAUUUUAUUUUAGUUGAAAUAUUUCCAGUUAAAGACAUACAAAUACUUUACGUGGAACAAUCUUCCUCUUCCAUGAACACUUCUACACUUUCAGUUGUUACUAAUAUUGCCAUUAUAUUUUUUAUUAGAACAAUUGUAGUAAUGAGUAAUAAUAAUUCAAAAAAUGGUUGUUAA